AUGACUCACCAUUGCGGGAAGAGCCACUUCGAGAGUUUCACGCGGGUCGAUGAGGAGUCCCACACUGGACGUCAACACAGUAUCGCCGUCGAAGAUAAAGACGAAGAUGAAGACGAAGAGGUGCAAGAACACAAGCAACCCACCGCAUGGACAUGGGCAUGGUUAUAUGUAAGAGUGUUGUCCCUACCUUCCCUCGCUUGGAUGGCAUGCAUGCUUGGGCUGCCGGUCCGGCGACCUGCUCGGUCAGAUGUCAUUGAGGCAUUGCCCAUGCAAUGCAAGUCUGCCGGCUCAGGUCCCAAAGGCGAGUUGGAACCCUCUGAACGUACAGGCGCGCCUGCGACGGCGACGACCGAGUUGUUGCCACCCCUUGAAUGGUCGACAAGAGCCAAAUCCCACAGCCAGAGCAUCCUGGCCCAUGGAGACCGUCCAAAGGAUAGGAGAAAAUCCGAGGCUGUGCCACUUCCAGAGCAUGGAGAGGAUGUAUCGCUACGACACAGGGAGUUGGCUGACCUGAAAGUCGCUCGAGAGUGGACUCACACCAGUGUCGCCACGGGAAUCUUUGAAGAGAGCUCAAACCCGACUACAGCUAUCCCAGCACAGAAUCUCGACACGACGUUGGACCCGGAAAUCGCGACAAAGCGGGAUGUGGCUCAGGAGUGGUGGCGAGAACAGGCAGCGAUAGCCGGCGUUGUACCCAUACCAGAGAGUCAAGAUACAGAGCAGGACAGUAUCAAAUGCAACGAAUGCAGCAGAGUCUUUGCCACAGAAUCUGGUCUAACCAGGCACAUGAGUGUCCUGCAUAGGCGACUGCCACGGCUUUGGAACUGCAAGAAAUGUCUAUCUGCCUUUCGGACAGAAACAGGUCGCGAUCGUCACUUGAAUGUGGUGCAUGCUGAUGAGGUUGUGGAUGGGGAUCCCGAAGGGAUUCCACAGUAUUCGAAAUGGAGUCCCGAGCCGAGAAUGAUGCAACUUGAGUUGACGACUCAGCGAGAUGGUCGUGUUAUUUUUGAGCCAUGGAGGAGCAAGCGUGACGCUGUUGAUCUGUGA
This is a messenger RNA of Cladophialophora yegresii CBS 114405, 1047 nucleotides long. RefSeq lists its product as uncharacterized. The transcript has a single exon. The coding region runs from base 1 to 1047 and encodes 348 amino acids. Lineage: Eukaryota; Fungi; Ascomycota; Eurotiomycetes; Chaetothyriales; Herpotrichiellaceae. The record is from RefSeq and is a predicted model, not a curated record.